Spathaspora passalidarum NRRL Y-27907 is the source of this 1148-nucleotide messenger RNA. Its product is annotated as SNAP receptor. NCBI's taxonomy places the organism in Eukaryota, Fungi, Ascomycota, Pichiomycetes, Serinales, Debaryomycetaceae. The transcript has a single exon. Gene Ontology annotation, biological process: retrograde vesicle-mediated transport, Golgi to endoplasmic reticulum. Gene Ontology annotation, molecular function: SNAP receptor activity. Gene Ontology annotation, cellular component: SNARE complex; endoplasmic reticulum. The coding region runs from base 387 to 1148 and encodes 253 amino acids. The record is from RefSeq and is a predicted model, not a curated record.
UCUUUUCCUUAUGUCAAAUAGGAUAUAAAGAAGUGAAACACAUUAGUCCAGAUUCUUUUGGAAUCUAUGAUCGCUUUUAACUUUCUUAAAAUCCUUAGAUCUAAAUUAAGCCUUUUUCGCUAACCACGAUCAUUUUUAAUUAACACCGUAGAUCGUUGUUUGAUAGUAGUUGGGCUGACAUACACUAAACUAGCGUAGACGAAUGUAGAUAUCAUCUGACCGAAUGUGGUUACUACUACUUGGAAGUAACCUUGAUGCGUUUGUUGCUGUGCUUGCUGCUCUGCGUUGUCAACUCUUCUCUAUACUACGCUAUUCUUGAUCCACGCAAACCUAAAAAAAAAGACAACAGGUCCCACACUAUAAAGUAACGACUACUCUUCAUCCAUAUGACAUCAAUACACACAAUAGAAACAAUAAUAGAUCAAUACUCAACCGAAAUAAACUCGUUGAAUAUACCCACACUUACCCAUUUCAAUCAUGAUACAAUAAUCACGAUAUCGCCCUACAUAUCCCAGUUCAAACUCGAGCAAAUCAAACAUAGUUUAUCCAACAUCAAUCAAGAACUACACAAGUUUAAAUCGAACAAGUCAUACGCUCAAGUAUACGACAAGUUUACCCACUUGUUUGUUGAUGUUCUUGAUGAGAAAAUCUAUGUCAAUUCGAAAUUGAUUGAUAUUUACGAACAGCAAAACAGACCAGUAGAAAAAGUUGAGCAGGAAAGCACCGUUGAGCAAGGGCCGGCCCCAGAAGAAGACUUGCCUUCGUUACGUAAACGGUUAUUGGCGGGUGGGAAAACCUCAUCGUUGCUUGAUUCAAAUCAGGACAUAACUAAAGUCAAUGAAUAUCAUGAAUCCAUCCAGAACGAUAUCUUGAACGAAUUACUGGGUUUGACGUCCAAUUUGAAAUCCAGUGCUUUGAAAUUCAGCUCCAAGAUCCUUGGUGAAGAUCUGAACAUAUUGAGUGAGACCCAAGAGAAUAUCAGUAAAAAUGCAAACUUGUUUCAAGCCACUAAUCGAAAUUUAAACAAUUAUCUCGAGAAUAAAACAGGAGGAAGAAUCGGGCUAUGGUUCUUGAUAAAAAUCACAAUUGCUCUCGUGAUGAUCUUCUUAUUCAUGAUCAUCUUCAUCAAGAUCAUCCCCAAGAUAUAG